GAGGAGGCUAACUGUCGCGGCGUUUGUGCUUACAGGCAUUGUCGCCAGCUAGUUCGAACUACUGGGAGAUUUCGAAAGCUUUUGCGUUGUUUCUGGUGUCCAUCCUCUCCCUCUGCUGCUAUGUUGCUCACCCUGUAAUCUUUCAGAAAUAGCUGAUCAUGGAUACAAAGCUUACGGCAUUACUGCGUUGGAGCAAGAGUAGAGCCCUGAAAAAAUCGCGUCUGAUUGUCUUUGCGUGAGCUAUCGCCAUUUGUUCGUCCACGCUGCCUUAGAGUCUAAUGCAGCCGAUGCUGUCAAUGUGGAGAGGAGAAACGCGCAGAGCACGUCAAUGAGAAAUAAAAACAGCCACAGUCACAUUGUGCCUUGUUGAAUAACAAUGCGGGCCUGUUCUUAGCUGGAGGUCUUCGUCGCAAGCAGUGGUUACAGACCCGUGCGCUUGCAAGACUUGCGCAAAACCUGCUGGCAAAUGUAUCGGUUCGGCUGCGAAUUCUGCUCAGGCGAGAAAUAAUGAAAGUUGCCUUAGUCACCGUUGCACUUGUUCUCGUCGUGAUCGUAGUCACAGAAGUGGAGCUCUCGAAAGCAAGAAGUGCACAAGGCCAACACAAUAAUCCCGGGAUCAGAGCCAGAACAUCUGGGACAGCGGGCAGGCGUGCCGCAAGACGCCGACCACCACUGAACAAACCGAGUAAUCGACGCAAACCCAGCCCAGGAGGUAGUAAACCUGGUGGCAAGAAGAAACUGGGAAAUACUGGGCGAGGGUCCCGGAACAAAGAGAACAAGCCUCCAGCACAAUCGACUGGAUCCCAUAAUUCGGAUGGUGAACAUGCGCAUGGCUCCAACAUGUCGGGUGCUCAUGGAGGAUAUGGUGGCAUGGGUGGAUACGGAAUGAUGGAUCCAUAUAUGGGAGGAAUGGGAGGCAUGGGCGCUGCAAUGAUGAUGGUACCGCAAUUGGGAAACACCUUAGGCGGAGCUGCAACCAGCAUCACGAACACGGUUUUGACUAGCCAAAGUGGAAGUAGGAGCUCUGGAAAAGAGGAUGCUGGCACAGAUAGCGGAUCGGAUUCAGAGGACACAGAAAACGAAGGUGGUGAUGACAAGGAUACCAAAGACCAGAAGAAUUCUAAAGAGGACCAGAAACCAGACCGAGGGCCCGAGAACAAGGAGACCAAGCCAAAACCACAAGGGGCUGGUUCACAGACUGCAGGCAAAUGAUACACAGGCAUCGGGGCCAAGCCCUCACUUCGUCUUCUGCUGCAGAUGACCGACAUCGAAAACGCAUACAUUUGUCGUGACGGAACUCAGCAAGUCAAAACAAGCAAAAAUUCUUGCCAACUGUAAAUAUAUUUCUGUAAUUUACAUGCUCUUGAAAAAUUCAAUUUUUCAUGGCGGCUGCUUUCCCUCAACGUGUUGUUUGGACUGUGAGCAGUUUAAUAUUUCCAUUUGCUAAAUAUAAUAUUUUCGGUUUAUUUACCAAAAUACUUAUUCCAAUAAAAAACGAGUUGCGAUUAUUGCAACUACUACUGUU
Molecule: messenger RNA, 1525 nt
Organism: Dermacentor silvarum
Lineage: Eukaryota; Metazoa; Arthropoda; Arachnida; Ixodida; Ixodidae
Exons: 13
Coding region: 508-1212 (234 amino acids)
Source: RefSeq, a predicted model, not a curated record